AUGCAGAAGGUACUUUCGGCAGAUGCAAAAAUCCCCCUCGAGUCUAAAGAGCUGAUCCAACAAUGUGUCAAUGCGUUCAUCGGGAUGAUCACUCAGGAGGCCAAUGACCGGUGCAAGAGGGAGCACCGAAAAACUAUCCAAUUUGAAAUCCUACUUUACGCGAUGAACAAGCUAGGGUUCCAUGAUUACGUGGAACCCUUGAUGGAUUAUCUCCAGCGUUACAAGGAAUUUAAUAAUCACGGGGGAUCACUGCCAUCUUUUUCUUCUUCCUCUUCAUCAGCGGUUGCUGUUGAGAAUUCGGCAGCAAGUGGUUUUGCCCCCAGCUGGAUAAUGGGGCCCAUUGGCAGUGGACCUUUUGGAGAGAUGAAAGAAAUCUCUGGUUUUCAGCAGGUAGGGCCCUAUUACCCACCGUCUGCUCCUGGAUUAUUUGGCGGUGCUGGAGCUCCGAGUUUUCCAAAAGGAGUUACAGAAGUCUCCUUCUUUAAUUAUGAUCCGUAUAAUGGUGGGGCAGGUCAGUAUCCCACCAGUGAGCCGGGUCAAGGAAGUAGUGGAGAUAAUGUGGAUCCUGACUUUGGGGGUUUCAGUGACUGUGUUGUUAUUAGCUGCUAUUCUAUUUUGGAUAUUUCUUUGUGA
Molecule: messenger RNA, 633 nt
Organism: Oldenlandia corymbosa var. corymbosa
Lineage: Eukaryota; Viridiplantae; Streptophyta; Magnoliopsida; Gentianales; Rubiaceae
Source: the annotation of a GenBank genome assembly